AAUAGUGGAGGAUACCGUGCAGGGCUGAGUGGAUUUCUAACAUGUCAAUUACUUUGACCAGUCACUUUCUAUCGUAGUAAACUGAGCUCUACUGUUCUUUUAAGUUGUCGUUGCUUUUUCGUCGUGCUUUUCGUAGUUUAGCUCAACAGUACUCUGAAGGACUGUGCUGAAAAACAUUCAUCAUCAUCAUCAUCAGAGAUAGAGAGAAAAGAAGCCAACCCGACAGCCCCUUAACUGAAGCCCUCAAAGGAAGAAAACAGCACUGGCGCGGUGCGUGUGAUUUACAAACGUGGAUUAUGGAGAAGUUACCAACUCAAUUUUAGGAGCAUCUGAAGACGAGAGAAAGUGGUCAAAGCCAUCGGGAUGGUUGAAGAGUCAUAGCAAGAAAAGUAAUCACACUCCUCAGUAAGACCCUAAUGGAGAAUGAGACCAUCCCUUUGGGCUACGUCCCACAUUACCUUCUUCGAGGAGAUCCUUUUGCUUCCAAACUGUCCAAAGAGGCAGACAUAGUGGCGGCGUUCUACAUCCUUAUCAUCGGUAUCUUGUCAGUCACUGGAAAUGGUUAUGUCAUAUACACAACCAUCAAACGGAAAACCAAGUUAAAGCCUCCUGAAUUCAUGACUCUGAAUCUCGCUGUGUUCGACUUUGGCAUAUCACUCAGUGGAAAGCCAUUCUUCAUAGUGUCUAGUUUUGCCCAUCGCUGGCUGUUUGGCUGGCAGGGCUGCCACUACUAUGGCUGGGCCGGCUUUUUCUUCGGAUGCGGAAGUCUCAUUACUAUGACGAUUGUCAGCUUAGACCGCUACUUGAAAAUCUGUCAUUUAAGAUAUGGUACAUGGUUCAAACGGCGUCAUGCCUUUUUCUGUCUGGUUUUCAUAUGGAUCUAUGCAGCCUUCUGGGCCACCAUGCCAAUGGUGGGUUGGGGCAGCUAUGCACCUGAGCCAUUUGGCACCUCCUGCACACUAGACUGGUGGCUGGCCCAGGCCUCUGUGUCUGGCCAGAGCUUUGUUAUCAGCAUUCUCUUCUUCUGCCUCAUCUUCCCCACCGGCAUCAUAGUCUUCUCCUACGUCAUGAUCAUCUUCAAGGUGAAAUCCUCAGCCAAAGAAGUCUCUCAUUUCGACACGCGGAAUAAGAACAACCACACCCUGGAAAUGAAGUUGACUAAGGUGGCGAUGUUGAUCUGCGCAGGGUUUUUAAUAGCUUGGAUCCCUUAUGCUGUGGUAUCAGUGGUGUCUGCUUUUGGAGAGCCUGAUUCAGUGCCUAUCCCAGUCUCUGUUGUGCCAACUUUGCUGGCCAAGUCCUCGGCUAUGUACAAUCCAAUCAUAUAUCAAGUCAUUGACUGUAAGAAGAACUGUGCAAAAACAUCCUGCUUUCAAUCUUUGAGUAAAAAGAAGCACUACAAGACUUCAAGGUUCUACUCCAUCUCUGCCUCCCUGAAACCGAGAGCAGCCAAUGAAGUUCCGAUUGAGAUAUGAGGAAAUGACAGGAACUCACAGUGGGCCUGUGAUAGGACACUGGGCAAUUUGUUACUGUGCAAUUUAGACAUCAACAGUUCACACCCGCCUAACUUUGCUGUUGUAUCCUACUGCUGUCAACUUCACAUACUCUCCCUUUAAAUGUAUCUGUGUGUAUAAAAUAAUUAUGUGUUAAAUAUGAUGUAUUUUUAUAGUUUUUUUUGUUGUUUUUGUUUGUAUUAUGUUCCAGCAUUCCCAGAACCACAGUGUUUAAAGGGGUCAUCAGAUGCAAAACUCACUUUUACAUGUUGUUUGAACAUAAAUGUGUGUGUACACAAACAUCCUAUAAUGCUAAAAAUCCACCCAGUGGUAUUUUUUAAAUCUUUAUAAGUAAUAUCUCCUUUUUCAAAUCAAGCCAUUCUCAGCAUCUAUGUGACGUCACACAUACCAAGGCCAUUCCCAGUUGAUUGACAUGCCCGUCUUACCUUAGAUCCGCCCUGACUGAGCUGUAAACACUCCGACCGCCAUUGUUUUGACUUUGGUGCAGGGGAAGACAAGAACGUCUCAGAUUGAGCGAUUGAGGUGUUUUGUUGUUGGAUGUUAUAAUGAACAUAGUAGUUGUCAUUUACUCCUGACAUCUGAGCCGCUGAAGAUGCAGAGGAUUAACGUUACAAUUGUUUUUGAAGGAAAUGCGCCGAUCCCCAAUCUGCCUAAAUGCGUAAUUUGUGAUCCAGCUUCACCUAUUGUUUUUAUGCGUCUUUGCAAAUCGCCUUUCUUAAUAAUGAGCUAAUUAGCAAGUUUUGCGGCUAAAUGCAGCUAAAGUAAACAGAACGGCUUGUCAACCUACAGAAGAAAGGGGCGGGGUGAGCAGAGCUCAUUAACAUUUAAAGGCAAAGGCAACAAAACGGCUCGCUCUGAAAAAGGCUGAUUUUGACAAGGUAAAAAGGGUGUUUGUUACACUACCACUGAGAAAUUUUAACCAAAGUAUGUUAUAGACUUCUCAUUAAGACCCUAACGAAUCAUAUCAACUUGUAGAAAAUGGGCAUCUGAUGAUUCCUUUAAAUCAUCUGCUUGAAGUCUGAAGUGACAUUACUUUUCAGCCAGUGCUAGUCUGUGUUCAAGGUAUUGUAUCUAACUGAAACUGGUUACACACAUCUAUACAACAGCAUGAUCACAGAAAAAACAACAAUAUACAGAUAUAGCUAUAUACUGUAUUCACAACAUGAGUGCAUUCUUACUGUUAUUAUUAUUAUUAUUAUUAUUGUUAUUGUUGUUAUUAUUAUUAUCAUCAAAUUGAAUGGACACUGAUGCACUAAUUGAGACUAUUGAAUUCAUUUUACAUUAUUAUUAUUACUAUUAUUACAGACAUAGCAUGAUAGUUUUGGGGCAUGUGCAAUGAUUAUAUACUUACAUUAGAAAUUUUACAUCGAAAGGUGUCCCCCAAAGAUUCAGUCCAUAAAUUAUGUUAUGUAUAGUCAUUAUAUUAUUCUUUUUGAUAUGGUAAAAGCGUGCAGAAAGCACAUAAGGUUAAAAGAAGAAAGUCAAGAGUUGGUAAAGAUAAGUUGCUUACAGGCUGUACUAGUGUGGUUAAAUGUUUUCCAAAAAUAUUAUAGACAUUCUGUGGAAAUUGGACAACUAAUGGAAGUUUCAAUUAAAUGGGACUAGUUUACCCAAAAAUUCUGUCAUUACUCACCCUCAUAUCGUUCCAAACCCCAAGACCUACGUUCAUCUUUGGAACACAGAUAUUAAAGAUAAAAGAUAUAUUUGAUGAAAUCCGAGAGCUUUCUGACCCUGCAUAGACAGCAAAGCAACUGAAACGUUCAAAUGACUCAGAAAAAUGUGGUACUCUUGUGAAUGCAUGGCGAAGACUGACACGGAAGAAGAGAAAUUAAUGAAUAAAGCUGUUAUUUUUGUUUACUUUGCCCACAAAAAUAUUGUUGUAGCUUCAUAAAAUUAAGGUUGAACCACUGAUGUCACAUGGACUUUUUUUAUCAGUGUACUUACUACCCUUCUGGGGCUUGAACGUGUCAGUUGCAUUGCUGUCUAUGCAGGGUCAGAAAGCUUUCGGAUUUCAUCAAAAAUAUUUUAAUUUGUGUUUUGAAAAAGAAAGAAUGAAGGUCUUAAGGGUUUGGAACGACAUGAGGGUGAGUAAUUAAUGACAGAAUUGUCAUUUUUGGGUGAACUGUCCCUUUAAGCAAGUCGGGUGUAAAAAAAAAAUGUUAGAUGUUUUUUUGUUUGUUUGUUUUAAAUAACCGAGACUAGCUUGUGUUAGAAAAUUAGCUCUUAGUGGGCCUAAAAUGAACAUUCACUGUAUGUGAUUAUAUACCUACAUCAGAAAUUUUACAUCGAAAGGUGUCCCCCAAAGAUUCAGUCCAUACAUUUUUGUUUUCUUAAUUUUAUUUUUAAACAUGUAACUCAUUUUAUUAUUCUUUUUGAUAUAGUAAAAGCCUGUUUUAUUAUCAGAGAGAAGCUUGUAAAUACUCGAAACAAAAAGCUAGCACACUGAUAGGUAAAUAUUAUUAAAUUAUUAUUAAUAUUAUUAUUAUUUUGAUGCAGAUCACUCUUUUACCUCAAUUGCAACCAGUAAGAUGUUUGUAACUGGAGUUUUGGUUAUACAGUAGACAUAUUAUCAUAUUAUCAAAUUUGAAGAAUUAAUUACAAAGAAACAUGACAUUUUAAAGUAGAAAAACUGAAAUAGUAUUUUCUUGUAAGACAUACUCCGUUAAUCAUUAUAUACAUUUUUAUUUCUUACAGUGUAUAGUGAUAAAAACGAAAUAAACAUAAGCAAAUAGUUUUUUUUUUGGAAGCCAAAAAUAUUUCGCAAAAUACCCAGGGUGAUUUUAUAAUGAAUGUGGGCUAAAACCUUUUUUAGCAGAAAAUAAACAAAUUUUGACAAAGAGAACCAUAAUUGAUGAAAUAAAGAGAAAUAUUUUAAAUGAAAGACUUUUGUAUGUGCACCAUAUGUAGUUCAGACAAUUGUGUACAAAGCUUUAGUGUGAAUGAGUGGCUUUGUGGUGUGCUCUCAUCAACAAAUGCUAGAAUAUAAGAAUAAGUUGAACUUGCAAACUUUGACCUUGGGUUCAGGGUUGAAUGACCAGAGAUUCACCAUUCUGAUCUCCUGAGCCUCUGACAACUGUAUUACCCGAGGUAAUACUUCAAAUCCUUGCAGUCUGUUGGUAGCUGAUCCUCAUGGUGUUGGAUUUCCCUCAGCAGUUUAUCCCGUUUUUCAGCAGUUCAAUAUAAUGCCCACGUCUUUUCUCUGAUGCUUUCAUGCCGUUGUGACAGAGAGGGUGACUUCCCCUGCAAAUCAAUGCCCCAGUCGCAGGAAGUAGAGAAUGCACUGGAUGCCUCACUGCCUGCCUUCUGUUGUCCUUGUCAUAAUGCAGUUUACAGCAAGCAGGAGCCAGAAUAACAACCAGACAAUAGCUUUAAAAGCCCACCUCUCAUGGUCUCUUUAAAUAAUUUGGUUUUCUGACACAAGUGAGACUUGACAAAUGAAUGCCUUUUCAUAUAUCAUAUUUAUUACUGUAUAGCAUGAAGAAAAUAGUGAAACCAAAGGUAAACCAAUCAUGUCUUUGUUUCAUUUAGGCAGAUAUCUGACAGGCUGAUGAAUAAGACUGAUGAAACCUAACAAAAAACCUCUUAAAGAUGCUUGAAUUCCUGAAAUCCCCAUUCAAUAUAUGAAUAAACUAUUCUACAAUAAAUAAAAAUUUGCUUUGCUUAUCAAACCUAAGAAAAUGGUUUUUACUUACAGUCCCAGGACGCAUUUAGAAGCAACCAGAAAAUGCAUUGUGUGACUUGAUGUAAAAUUGGAUGACUAAAGUGUUCUAUAUCUAGAUGAUCUGGGAGGCAAAUAAAGCUGGUAGCUUGAAGGAUACCAAAGAUUUGCAUAUAGGCACAAUAUAUCUUCUAUACUAUUUUUAGGGUUCUGCUACUGCAAUAAUGCCUGUCACAACAUACAUUGACAAAAUUGUUGUUUUGGUGCUUUCAACUUAAAAAUGCCAUUGCGUUAGUCAGUUGAUAUAAUAUACUGAUUCAGGCCCUGAGGAAAAUGAGCAUUUUUGUUACAGAUGUCUUGGCAUAAAUGUUAAUCUUUUUAUUGUAGUUACAGUAAGUUAAAUUUAAUAAUGCACCAGCACCUUGAUUACAUCAAACAACCAGAAUAAAUAUAUAAGAAAUAAGAAAAUAACCCUUAACUUUCUGACAACAAAUAUUCAGCACUGAAAUAGUCAAACCUAUAAUAUCAGAAUGCAACAAUAAAAGACAUGCAGUAUAUUGUUAAUAUACUCCGAACUAUUGUGCUACUACAGAAUAUGCUGAUCCAUUAUUUAGAAUCAUCACGUUCUCUAACAUCGUUUUUUCACCUCAUCAAGGUAGAGUUUUAUAGCAGAAGUCAUUAGCAAUAGGAUAAACAGGGUUUUAAUGUUUCUUUCCACAGGUUGGAAUGUUUCUCAGUUACUGUGUUGAUUUCACAUUUUACUGUAAACCUGGUUAUUACAUUGCCAACUUAACAGAAAUUAGCUUGUUGUGCUCAUCAACUUGUGUGUUGGAACUACAGAUGACAAAGUAGUUGGUGGGACUUAUGAAUUCAUUUAUGUGUAUGCAUGUAAAAAAAAAAAGGAAUGUCAGUGUAUU
Molecule: messenger RNA, 6086 nt
Organism: Labeo rohita (rohu)
Lineage: Eukaryota; Metazoa; Chordata; Actinopteri; Cypriniformes; Cyprinidae
Gene: opn5
Product: opsin 5
Exons: 7
Coding region: 417-1472 (351 amino acids)
Biological process (GO): G protein-coupled receptor signaling pathway
Cellular component (GO): membrane
Molecular function (GO): G protein-coupled receptor activity
Source: RefSeq, a predicted model, not a curated record